AUAAAUUAUACGUUUAGGUACUUUAUCGAGAUUUCUUUUCAGCAUUUCCUGCCGACGUUAAACAGUAUCUUCUCCAAGGCUCGAAUCUUCGGUGUAUCUGCUUACGGUGUCAACGUGUCAUUCUUGUGGAGUGUAAUCCUGCUACUUUCACUAAUAAUAGUCGAGAGCCGAGCGAUUUUCAGAAUACUGAGGGUGCUGACCAAAUAUGCAAUAACUAAUUUAACUGAUGAUGGGCAAGGGCUAACCGCUCACCUAGCAGGUUCCAUCUUCUAUGGCAACGCACUCCUAUCACUGUUCUUCUCCAUCCGAUUCAUGCAAUCAUGGCGGAAACUAUCCAUACUUUGGCUAAGAAUGGAAACCACUGACGGACUUAAUUUCUCACCAGACAAGUGUAUUCGAUUGAAAGCCAUAUUUGUGGCUACUUCAAUCCUGGUUUUGGCUUCUGUGGAACAUAUGAUGAGCAUGAUGUCAAAACUGGACUUCAGCUAUCCUCCUGCAGAAAUGCUUCGAAUCUUAAUUUUGGAUUCGCACGGAUUCUUAAUAGGACCAUAUGACUACAACCUCGGUAUAGGCAUAGCUAUAUUCGUCCUAAGUAAAUUCGCGACGGCGCUGUGGAACUUUCAAGAUCUAAUCAUUAUUCUUAUCAGUAUGGGCCUAACUUCGCGGUACCGACGACUUAAUUUGUAUGUUACCAAUGCGAUCGCGUUCGAGAAGUAUCAUGAAGGGCAGAAGAGGUUUGGAACGGACCUGUACCUACACAUCCAGUUAUGGCGUCGUCUCCGAGAGGCGUACGUGCGUCAGGCCGCGCUCGUCCGCUUGGUGGACAAGAAACUUGGAGGCCUCAUACUCCUGUCCAACAUCAACAAUUUAUUCUUUAUCUGUCUGCAGCUGUUCAAUGGGACGCAUAGAGACAAGAGCAGUGCCCUAAAUCGCGGCUACUACUUGUUCUCAGUCGGGUUUCUGAUCCUGAGAGCGUGCGGCGUGGUGCUGGCUGCUUCAGACGUCCACCGACACUCGCAAAAAGCUGUCACCUGCCUCAACAACUGUCCCAGCCAUAGCUAUAAUAUUGAGGUAAAAAGGCUGCACUACCAGUUGACGCAUGACUUCGUUGCCUUGUCUGGCAAUGGGUUCUUUGCACUAAGAAGACAAGUGCUUUUAGAAGUGGCCGCUACGAUUUUGAAAUACGAAUUAGUCCUGAUACAAUACGACAAAUAAUAAAAAAGGACAAGAAUCGAGUUGCCGCUACUAUGUGACAUGGUUUGAGAAUAGCUUCUCAUUCUCCUUGACAACCUGGGCAUCCAAUACACGUUUUUAAGUCUAACCUAUAGUUCCUGAAGUCGCGUGUUCAACCAAACUAU
Molecule: messenger RNA, 1358 nt
Organism: Trichoplusia ni (cabbage looper)
Lineage: Eukaryota; Metazoa; Arthropoda; Insecta; Lepidoptera; Noctuidae
Product: gustatory receptor for sugar taste 64a-like
Exons: 8
Biological process (GO): sensory perception of chemical stimulus; detection of chemical stimulus involved in sensory perception of taste
Cellular component (GO): membrane
Molecular function (GO): taste receptor activity
Source: RefSeq, a predicted model, not a curated record